AUGAGCGCCAAUUUUCCUACGAAGGAAGAGACGCGAUCCAGAUCGUCUAGUGAAAACAACAAUUCGUUUGUCAAGAAUGUCACGUCACGGGUAACAGCACUACUGCCUUCCACCAUCACAAAAUGGUUUAGUAGUCCUAGCUCCUCCAAUAGUAAUGGGUCAGCCCCUGUUGCUGAAUCAACAGACUCUUCAACAGAAGAUGAAGCUCCAGAAACACCAACAACUGCACAACCCCCUGCUAAGAGAAUGCGUUUCAGUGUGUCUGGAGCACCAACAUCUUAUAGUCCACCAGAGACAAAAUGUACUAGUACUAACACUGAAUUGAUUGGGACAUUUAGUGACAUACAGACUUCUACAAGCAGAAAUGCAUUCAGGUCAGAAACAAAUUUUGAGUCAACAUGUCUACCUACAACUUCUGAAGAAUUAUCAGCUUCAGAAAUUAAAAAAGAUAAUACUAUUUAUACCUUGGACUCUUCAAAUGAAAAUUCUUCCAUUAUGAGAAAACGAAAAUCUCUUUUUGAUUUAAACCAUGAAGAUAAUUAUGUAAGAAAUACAGAAGUGAAUCUGAAGGAACCACAUUUCAAUCCCAGUUUAUAUGCUUCUCCAUUUUACAAUAAAAAGACGAAAUAUGGCGGUGCAUCAAGCUCUUACAUGAACCAGCCCAACAUUAAACAUAGGAAAAACGCCUCGGUUACUAGUGAAAAUAGUAAUGACGACAUAACUAUUAGUCAGUCAGCUAGGCGUGUUUUGGAUUUAUUAGAAAAUUAUUCUUCUCCUUUAAUGGAAGCAAAAAGAAUAUCACAGAUAAUGAAAUCUUCUAACAGUAGUAUUAUGAUCAAUUCAUUAGAUAGUGGAAAACCCAACAACAGUCAAAGACUUUCAUAUAAAACACAAGAACUUCAUGUGCCAAGCAUUGCAACAAUAUUGCGACUGAAACAGAAGUCAAGACUUAUGGUCACUACAAGUGCUGCUCGCCAGAUAAUAGCAUCACAUAGUAGUUCAUCUGACUUUACAUCACCAAUAUCAAAGAGUCAGAGCAGCAGCACAUCAAAUGAAAUGAAUGAAAAGUUAACUACAAAAAUUAAAUCAAGAUUAAUAAGAAGUAAUAGAGAUGAAAGCACAGUGUAUGACAGGAUUAAGCCUCUUAAUCUUCCUACUGCUGUUUUACAAAUCGAUAAAGAUAAUUUGCCUAAGUUUUCUUUGGAUUCUUCUAACUCUCUAACGUCAUUGAAUGCUACACAUGUUUUGUCAAAAACUUCACCUUCUUCAGGACCGACCAUAAUAUCUAAUAACGUUAUAAAAAUAAAUGACUCGACAGUAAAUAAUUUAGAAAAACCUUCAUCUAAUGAUUAUCUAUUUUCUAAUCCAGUUACCGUAUCAAAUGAAAUAGUAAACAAUUCUUCAUAUCCUAAUUUUACUUUUGGUAUUCCAGAAAAGGCUAUGGAAAAAGUACAAGACCUUACUAACAUUUCUAAUAAUCCUGAAAAACACUUCUCAACUAUUCAAAAAAAUACAAAUUCGGUACCACAAUCUGAACAAUGGAAAUGUGAUGAUUGUUGGGUAUCUAAUAAAUCAGAUGCUAAUGUUUGUGUUUGUUGUGGAGGUAAAAAGCCUAAAAAAGAUAAACCAAAAAGUAAUGUAUGUUUAGACUGUAAGGCCAUUUUGAGUCAAGGUUGCAUUAAUAAAUGCUUUGAUUGUGAAAAGAAGUGUAAUAGUGCUGAUAAAGGAAAACUUAGCAACAUUAAAUUAGCAACAAAUAUUGACAAAUUAAAAUGGAAUUGUCAAGAUUGCUGGGUUAAAAAUGAUGCAGGAGUAGACAAAUGUGUUUGCUGUGGAGGUAAAAACCCUAAUUUAAUAUCAAACACUUUAGUAAAAAAGUCUAUGUUAGAGUCUGUGGAAAAUACAUGGAAAUGUGAAGACUGUUGGAUUAAAAACAAGAGUGGAGAUGAUAAAUGUGCUGCUUGUGGUGCAGUGAAACCUGUUUCAAAAACUUUAAACACCAAGCCUAAUGACUUAAUCACUCAACCUAAAACUACUAAAAGUGAUUCUUUACUUAAAAAUAUUGCUAAAUCACAAUCUGAUAAGUGGGAAUGCUCAAAUUGUUUAGUGCGGAACAAUAAAAAUGUAAGUAAAUGUGUUUGUUGUGAGACUGACAAACCAGGAACAGUAAAAGAAAAUGAGAAAAAGAGUUUUAAUUUUGGUAUAAAUUCAAAUAUAACAUUCAAAUUUGGGAUUGAUCCGAAACCAAAUAAUGUGGAAAAUGUGGAGGUAACUAAAUCAAUUGCUUUAACUACGCCAGCUGCAGUGUCAGAGGCUAAUAAUAACAAUGUUUUAUCAAAGACAUUUACUUUUGGAGUGCCAGAACAGAAACAAGAUGAUGAUAAAUCAGGCAAAAUGGAAGACAAAGCAAAUGAAAUUCAACAAUCAACCAGUUCCUUUGGAAUGCCUAAGCAAUUUUCCACAGAAUCUAAUACAAAAUCUGACCUUCAAAAUCAACCUCUAAAAGUCGUUUAUUUGUGUGAAGACACAACAAGUUCUGUGAACAAAAAAGAUGAACUGCAAGAAACGCUUAAAAUUGGAGAACCAAAAAUAUCAUUACCUCAAACACUUACAGUUAAAUCUAAAGGUUUAUUUGCUAAAUCUCUCUCAUCACCUUCUCUAAAACCUCUAAGUAACACUACAACAGCAGUUCUGCCUAAUGCUAAUCUACCCAAUUUUUCAGAGAAAAAUGAGUCAUUAACUAAUCCAUUAUUGGCUUCUACAGUUACACCAUCGACUGAAAAAGAAUUACCUCAAAGUGCAUUUAGUUUUUCUGCAAUUGGUAUAAAACCAGCAACAAAUUUGGUUGCAGAGGCAACCAAAUUUGCGCAACAGCAAACAACAGCAACUGCAAAUGUAACCGCAACAGCCACCGUAACAUUAAUAACAACAGCAUCUGCAACAGCAACAACAACAGCAACAACUUCGACGAAUGCAUCAUUUGCAGCUAUACAAAAUCCUCCUGUUUCAACUGUUGUAUCAUUUUUCCAAAAAAGUAAUCCUGUGAGUUCAUCAUCAAUAUCAUUCUUCCAAAAAAGUGACUCAACAGCAUCGACAUUGUCCUUAUUCAAGAAAACAGAGACUACAAAUGCGUCUACAUCUCAAACGGACCUAUCCACUACGCCAGUUUUCAGCUUCGGUAGUAGUGACGCACAGAAUGUAGCUCAACCAGAGAAGCCGAAAUUUAACUUUACAUUUGGAAGCAGUAACAAAUCUGAGAUGCCACCCGUAUUUAAACCAAUCUUUGGUGCCACUCCGGAGACUAAUAUUAGCACCAACAAUUUUACCCUAUCAAACACAAAUUCUAUGAGUACAGGAAAUGUUUUGCCAGGAAGUUCACCUGGCACUUUGCUUGGUACAAAUACUAUGACUGGCAAUAUUUUAUCAGGUGGCAAUAGUGGUUUACCAACGGCUAAUCCAUUGGUUGGACUAUCAGCAAGCAGUUCACUAGCUACAGGUAAUGACUUAAGUGGCAAUGUCUUGCCAAAAAAUUCAUUGUCUACUGCCAAUAACAUGGCUCAGGUGAACAACACGCCGGCAAUGCAGUCAGGUGAUCUUUUUAGUACUUCAAUGAAAAAAGACAAUAUGUGGUCGUCAUCUAGUAAUACAUCUAAUAACUUAUUUGCGUCAAAGAAUAACGCACAAAAACCUUCUUUUACUUUUGGUUCUUCUGUACAAACAUUUAAUUCUAAUAAUGCAAAUCCUGCUCCUACAUUUGGCACUCCAUCGCAACCAACACAAAAUUUGUUUGGAAUAUCAAACCGGAACAUUCAACCAUCGUUAUUUUCAAAUUCAAUGCAAAGUUCAACCCAAGCAAAUAUAUUUGGAGCAUCACAGCCGGCCAGCAAUCCUGAAUCAUCAGUAGGAAUGUUUGGAACGCCAAACGCAGGUGUAACGCCAAUUUUUGUUUCACCUAAUUCUAUACCUGCUAUGAACCCUACGCCGGCUCCAACUUUCAAUUUUGGAGCUCAACAGCCUGGUAGUGGGAUUUUUGGAUUUGGACAGCAGCAACAACAGCCACAGCAACAACAGCCACAGCAACAACAACAACAGCAGCAGCAGCAACAGCAGCAACCUAGUGGAGUAUACAGUUUUGGUGUAACGCCGGCUGGAAUGGGCACAUCACAGGUGCAGUUCAACAUGGGCAGUUCCCCGUACAUAUCUGGUCGUCGUGUGAGGAAGGCUAUUCGGCGGACUACGCCGCGAUGAAGUGUCAUCUCAUAGAAUAUAUGUAAUUAUGUAAGCGGAAAACUUAAAUUGACUUGAACCUUAUUGACUUAAAAGAGAAAAUUUAAAGAAAAACCCAAUGAAAUGAAA
This is a messenger RNA of Melitaea cinxia (Glanville fritillary), 4356 nucleotides long. RefSeq names its product nuclear pore complex protein Nup153. Gene Ontology annotation, molecular function: structural constituent of nuclear pore. NCBI's taxonomy places the organism in Eukaryota, Metazoa, Arthropoda, Insecta, Lepidoptera, Nymphalidae. Gene Ontology annotation, biological process: protein import into nucleus; RNA export from nucleus. Gene Ontology annotation, cellular component: nuclear pore. The record is from RefSeq and is a predicted model, not a curated record. The transcript has 7 exons. The coding region runs from base 1 to 4248 and encodes 1415 amino acids.